Molecule: messenger RNA, 1917 nt
Organism: Talaromyces rugulosus
Lineage: Eukaryota; Fungi; Ascomycota; Eurotiomycetes; Eurotiales; Trichocomaceae
Exons: 3
Coding region: 1-1917 (638 amino acids)
Biological process (GO): poly(A)+ mRNA export from nucleus
Cellular component (GO): nucleus
Molecular function (GO): RNA binding; protein binding
Source: RefSeq, a predicted model, not a curated record
AUGGCUAGGACCAAGGUCUCUCAAACUCGCUCCAGCACGUCGCGGGGUGGUAUUCGCAAACGCACUGCUACACGAGCCGAUCGGGACGGAGACUUAGACAUGGCUGGACCUGACAGAGGCCGUGGAGGGAAACGAGGCCGCGGACGCGGUGGCCAGCCUCAACCGCGUGAUGGGCUUAGGUCAAACCUCAACCAAGAUCGCAUCAAGAAAGCCAUGGAGGGAGGUGGUGCGAGUACUCAGGCAACUUUCCGACAAAGUGGCAACAAACCCCCACUGGAAGAGAUCAGCAUUACCGGAUGGAAAUUGAGCAAGGCCGCAACGAAUGCAGACGGAGGUGUCAGAAGCACCGUUGACUGGCUCGAGAAAAAACUUACUUCCAACAAGCCCGGACGCAAAAACAUUAUCAAGCACCGCGUUGAAGGGGACGCAAUUAUAGUAUCUGUUCGCCCGGAGGUUUUGGACAGGAUGCUCCAUUUCAACAACUUCACAUUUGCUGGAGCGUUACUCACGGUUGAGAAAUACGAAAACGGGUCCUCAGUCUCUACAGAGGAUAUGAAGGGGAGGCUCAAGGCUUUCUUGGCCAAUCGGUUCAUUGCAAGCGGCAAGAUUCUUAAUCUGCAGGGUUUAUCUGCCGAUCCUAUUCUUAGGGAAAUAGGACUGUUUCACAGCCCUACUACUGAGUCCAAAUUUUAUCAAGCUUUGAUGAAAGUCUGGAGUUUGGAAUUCCCGACACAACUAGCAAGCCAAGAAGCAGUCGUCAAUCUCAGUCUUGCGAACAACGCGCUUUCUAGUAUUCAACCUAUCACCGUUCUUUCCCAGAAUUUUCCAAACCUCAAGGCUCUCGACCUCUCCAACAAUAACUUCCAGGAUGACAAGGGUCUUGGUGGAUGGCGAUGGAAAUUCCGUCAGUUGGAGUUUUUGGAUCUCAGCAACAACCCGAUCAGUUUCACUCCAAAUUUCAAGGAGACCAUGAUGAAAUGGUAUCCUAAACUGAAGACUCUCAACCAUGUCCAGGUUCGCACCGACGAAGAAGUGGCUGCUCAAAGCCGAGCCCCUAUCCCGGUCCAAGCACCUUUCUUUCAAGACGAAGGAAGUAUUGCCGAGAACUUUAUCCGAAAAUUCUUCCUUGGAUUUGAUGGAGAUCGAAAUGCCACCAUCAACGCCUAUUAUGACAACAGCUCAGCAUUCUCAUACAACGUCAAUCCUGCCGCGCCGCGGGCUGCUCAAGACAGCACAGCAACAUCGGGAUGGGAAAACUGGAUAAAAAACAGCCGCAAUUUGAAAAAGAUCAACCAUCUUGGGCCUAGGAUGAGCCGUAUGUUUGUCGGCUCUGAGAGCAUCCGCGAAAUUUGGAACAUCAUGCCGAAAACUCAACACCCUGGCAUUGACCAAGCAACCCAAUGGCUCUUCGAAUGCCAUUUGAUACCUUGCCUUCCGGACGUUACUGGACAGAGUACAUCUGGUGUUGGGGGCUUACUUGUCAUGAUUCACGGGCAAUUCGACGAACUGGCGGGCACAAAGGUGGAAACUCGCAGCUUUGACCGAACUUUUAUACUCGGCCCAAGCACUGGUCCUGAAAAUGUCCGAGUGAUCAGCGACAUGCUCACUCUCAGAACUUACGGUGGAUCCAGUGCAUGGGAUGCUGGAGUUCAAAUGGCCCCUUCACCCGCAGCUGCCGCUCAGCCUGUCCAUCCAGAAGCACCGCAGGGUUAUGGUGCUCCAGCACCGGGAAAGUCAGACAUUCAAGUUCAGCAAGAACAGCUUAUUUUGCAGCUGAGCUUUAAUACCAAAUUGAAACUGGAAUUUGCACAGCAAGCAUUGCUGCAGCAUAAUUGGAAUAUUGAGGGGGCAUUGAAGGCCUUUGAAGAAUCCAAGGCCAACAACCAGAUCCCAGCCGAGGCGUGGGUUGUUGUUUAA